AUGAAAUUAGAAGAACAAAAAGUUCAAGAACUCUUGGAAUAUCUUAUAAAUAACCCAAUAUUCCCUCCCCCAAUUAUGAACCCGAAAUUAUUUUUCGAUCAGUCAGCAAGGCAAUCCCAAAUGAUUGUAACCGAAUUCAUUAUUAGCAAAACCGAAUUCCAUUUGCGUAAAAGAGCUACUAUGGAAGAAAUGUUGGUGUAUCAAAGAUUGUCUGAACAAGUAAACGAGAGAAUCAAAAGAAGAUGA
Messenger RNA from Funneliformis mosseae, 246 nucleotides. The record is from the annotation of a GenBank genome assembly. Lineage: Eukaryota; Fungi; Glomeromycota; Glomeromycetes; Glomerales; Glomeraceae.